AUGAACAGAUUUAAUUUAUCUAUCUAUCUAUCUAUCUAUCUAUCUAUCUAUCUAUCUAUCUAUAUAUAUAUAUAUAUAUAUGAACAGACACUAUCUAUGCAAGCCUUCCCUGUCGGUUUCUAUCUAUCUAUCUAUCUAUCUAUCUAUCUAUCUAUCUAUCUAUCUAUCUAUCUAUUAUUUCUUCCAUUAUUUCUUUUCGUCUUUCUUUCGUUCUUUUUCUUUUCUUUUUUUCUAUUUCUUACGUUUUCUUUCUUUCAUUUUCAUUUCCACUCAUUAAAUUUUCUUUCUUUCUUUCUUUCUUUCUUUCUUUCUUUCUUUCUUUCUUUCUUUCUUUCUUUCUUCGUCUUCAUUUCUUUCUUUCGUUCUUUUUCUUUUCUUUUUUCUAUUUCUUUCUUUCUUCCAUUAUUUCUUUUCGUCUUUCUUUCGUUCUUUUUCUUUUCUUUUUUUCUAUUUCUUUCGUUUUCUUUCUUUCAUUUUCAUUUCCACUCAUUAAAUUUUCUUUCUUUCUUUCUUUCUUUCUUUCUUUCUUUCUUUCUUUCUUUCUUUCUUUCUCGUCUUCCUUUCUCGUCUUCCUUUCUCGUCUUCCUUUCUUUUCUUUUUUUUCGUCUUCAUUUCUUUCUUUCGUUCCUUUUUUUUUUUUUUCUAUUUCUUUUCGUUUUCUUUCUUUCAUUUUCAUUUCCACUCAUUAAAUUUUCUUUCUUUUCUUUUCUUUCUUUCUUUUCUUUCUUUCUUUCUUUUUCUUUCUUUCUCGUCUUCCUUUCUCGUCUUCCUUUCUUUUGUUUUCUUUAA
This is a messenger RNA of Acanthosepion pharaonis, 789 nucleotides long. Lineage: Eukaryota; Metazoa; Mollusca; Cephalopoda; Sepiida; Sepiidae. The record is from the annotation of a GenBank genome assembly.